AUGGCGUCGAAAGUGUUGAUUCCUAGCUUAAAUCUAAACAGUGUAAGAAAUAAUUCUCAACCACGUUCAUUUGGCCAUGUUUGUUUACCUAGAAAAUCUGGGUUUUCGUCUCCAUCUUCAAUGCUAAAACCAGCAACAACGGCGGCAAGCACAUCAGAAAAAACAGCGACAUCCACUUGUGUCUUGUCUCGUUUAUGGAGAGAAGUUCAGGGUUCCAACAACUGGGAAAAUCUACUGGAGCCGUUGGAUCCUCUUCUUCGAGAAGAGAUUAUUCGGUACGGGGAGUUCGUUGCUGCUUGUUACAAGGCGUUUGAUCUUGAUCCGAACUCCAAAAGGUACUGGAAUUGCAGGUAUGGAAAAAAGAGCAUUUUAAAGGGAGUUGGUAUGGAAAAUUCAGGCUAUAAAGUGACCAAAUACAUUUACGCCACCCCGGAUAUCAACAUCCCCACCCAAAACGGCGCUUCUCGCGGUCGUUGGAUCGGAUACGUGGCCGUCUCGUCGGACGAAACCGUGAAAUGGCUCGGCAGAAGGGAUUUGCUGAUAACGUUCCGAGGAACGGUCACGAACCAUGAGUGGUUAACCAAUUUCAUGAGCUCGCUCACGCCCGCACGGCUCAACCCGCAUGACUCGAGGCCCGAGCUGCAGGUCGAGUCGGGGUUCUUGAGCUUAUACACAUCGGGAGAAUCUGAUAGCAAGUUCGGAUUAGAGAGUUGCAGGGAACAGCUUUUAGCCGAGGUUUCGAGGCUGUUAAACGAGUACAAAGGUCAGGAAUUGAGUAUAACAUUGGCAGGUCACAGUCUAGGGAGUGCAUUGGCUCUUCUUUUAGCUUAUGACAUGUCUGAGCUUGGGUUGAAUAAACCUGUUAAUUCGGACAACAACAAGAGAAUCCCGGUCACUGUCUUCUCCUUUGGGGGACCAAGAGUUGGGAACUUGAGUUUCAAGCAAAGAUGUGAUGAACUUGGAAUCAAAGUACUAAGAGUAGUGAAUGUCAAUGACCCUAUCACAAAGCUUCCAGGUGUUUUCUUGAAUGAGAACUUUACAAAGUCCCCGUGGAGGUGUUCGUGUUAUGUUCAUGUCGGAGUCGAACUAGCCCUAGAUUUCUUUGAUGUACGAAACCCUCCUUGUGUACACGACCUCGAAACCUAUAUCAACUUUCUGAAAUGGCCCGAAACAUGGGUUGAUCCGAUUGAUAACAAAGAUGUGGUUGAUUUGUGGAAUAGGGCAAGGGGAUUUCUAUCUAGUGCACAUAAUUUUUAUAUUGAUAUGCCAUGGAUUGAGGCUGCAAUCAACAUGGUAAACAUCAUUCAAUCUCAAUGA
Hibiscus syriacus is the source of this 1317-nucleotide messenger RNA. RefSeq names its product galactolipase DONGLE, chloroplastic-like. Gene Ontology annotation, biological process: jasmonic acid biosynthetic process. Bases 1 to 1317 code for a protein of 438 amino acids. Gene Ontology annotation, cellular component: chloroplast. Gene Ontology annotation, molecular function: glycerophospholipid phospholipase A1 activity. Lineage: Eukaryota; Viridiplantae; Streptophyta; Magnoliopsida; Malvales; Malvaceae. The record is from RefSeq and is a predicted model, not a curated record. The transcript has a single exon.